AUGGUAGCUAAUUCGGCUAGUGGGAAUAGGAACCUAUCAAGGUCUAUUCGAGUCACUAUCGUCGCCGCCGACUCUUUGAUCAAGAGGGAUAUCCUACGAUUACCAGAUCCAUUUGCGAUCGUUUCGGUAGACUCGGAACAGAUUCAUACUACUUCUGUGAUCAAGAGGACUUUAAACCCUUAUUGGAAUGAAAACUUUGACAUUACCGUCAAAGACUCUUCAAUUGUAGCGGUACAAAUCUUUGAUCAAAGAAAAUUUAAGAGAAAGGACCAGGGCUUCUUAGGUGUCAUCAACAUCAAGGUAUCCGAUGUCAUCGAUCUUGAACUUGGUGGGCAAGAAAUGCUCACAAAGGAGUUGAAGAAAGGCAGCGACGGUCAAGCAGUACAAGGAAAACUUAUUGUAUACCUAUCCACUCAAACAGGUGGACCCGCCAACGCAGCACCCGCUGCCUCUACUUCCAACACCAUGCUCAACGCUCCUGCCAAUGGAUCGGCCCUUUCUCUCAACACCGCUGCUGCUGUCAACACCGCAGGCUCUCGACCUGGCUCAACCCUUCGAGCCGCUAAUGCUACCCCUGAACCGGAAAGUCCAAGCCCAGCUGCCGCUGCCGAUAGUCCCAACGUUGCUCAACCUUCAGCUGCCGUGCCCCAGCCCAUCAGCACCAACGCCACUGCAGCUGCUGCCUCUGGCGCCCCUACGGUCAACCCCACUGCGCAAGCUGCUUCCACCGGUCAAACAGGUACUAGCACUGGACCUGGCAACGAAUUCGACUCGCACUCUGAUCAAUAUGGUGCUCUUCCUGCUGGUUGGGAAAGACGUAUCGAUCAUCUCGGUCGUCAAUAUUACGUAGAUCACAACACUAGAACGACCACCUGGAACAGACCAAGUGACAACCAAUUAUCCAACAAUGCUUCUCAAGCUACAUCCACCGGUGAAGCAAGAGCAAGACACAAUCAACGAAACUUGGCGGAUGAUAUGCUCGAUGUUCAACAGUCCAACACUGGUGGUGCAUCUACCCCUACCAACGGUGGUACUGGUGUUGCUGGCGCAGUCGCUUCCAACAACGUUACGACUGCUGGACAAGGACCAUUGCCCGCCGGAUGGGAACAGAGAUUCACCCCUGAAGGACGACCAUAUUUCGUUGAUCACAACACUCGAACUACCACCUGGGUUGAUCCUCGACGACAACAGUUAUUGAGAGUCAUCGCUCCAGGACAAGGUAAUUUGACUGUUCAACCUCAAACGGUCAGUCAACUGGGACCACUACCCAGUGGAUGGGAGAUGAGGUUGACUUCAACGGCAAGAGUGUACUUUGUUGAUCACAAUACAAAGACUACCACAUGGGAUGAUCCAAGAUUACCUUCAUCAUUGGAUCAGAACGUACCACAGUACAAGAGAGAUUUCCGAAGGAAAUUGAUCUACUUCAGAUCACAACCUGCUCUCAGAUCCAAUACCGGUCAAUGUCAUAUCAAAGUCUCUAGAGAUAACAUCUUUGAAGGAUCAUACACUGAGAUCAUGAGGCAGACUCCAAAUGAUUUGAAGAAGAGAUUGAUGAUCAAGUUUGAAGGUGAAGAUGGUUUGGAUUAUGGAGGUUUGUCGAGAGAAUUCUUCUUCUUACUAUCACACGAGAUGUUCAACCCCUUCUACUGUUUAUUCGAAUAUUCCGCACAUGACAACUAUACCUUACAAAUCAACCCCAACUCCGGUGUUAAUCCAGAACAUCUAAAUUACUUCAAAUUCAUCGGUAGGGUAGUAGGAUUAGGUAUCUUCCACCGAAGAUUCCUCGACGCCUAUUUCAUCGUAUCGUUCUACAAGAUGAUCCUGAAGAAGAAGAUCACACUGCAAGAUCUCGAAUCUGUCGAUUCGGGAUUGCAUAGGGGUUUGACUUGGAUGCUUGAGAAUGAUAUCACAGAUGUCAUCGAGGAUACGUUCAGUAUAACCGAGGAGCAUUUCGGUGAGGUAGUGACGGUUGAUUUGAAACAGGAUGGAAGGAAUAUCGAGGUUACGGAGGAGAAUAAGAAAGAUUAUGUUGACCUCGUCACCGAGUACCGAAUUUCCCGACGAGUCAGCGAACAGUUCGAUGCGUUCAUGUCAGGUUUCAACGAAUUGAUUCCCCAAGAACUCAUUAACGUGUUCGAUGAGAGAGAAUUGGAAUUGCUCAUUGGUGGUAUGUCAGAAAUUGAUGUGGAUGAUUGGAUGAAACAUACCGAUUACCGAGGAUACAACCCAUCUGACGAGGUCGUGGAAUGGUUCUGGAAGAUUGUCAGAGGAUGGCCUGCCGAGAGAAAGUCCCGUCUAUUACAGUUCACAACCGGUACCUCGAGAAUCCCAGUGAAUGGUUUCAAAGAUUUGCAAGGAUCUGACGGACCACGUCGAUUUACCAUUGAGAAAGCGGGCGAACCAACCCAAUUACCGAAAUCACAUACUUGUUUCAACAGGAUUGACUUGCCGGCCUACAAGACUUAUGAGGCUUUGGAACAGAAAUUGACCAUUGCUGUCGAGGAAACUCUUGGUUUCGGUCAAGAAUAA
Kwoniella botswanensis is the source of this 2529-nucleotide messenger RNA. RefSeq lists its product as uncharacterized. The record is from RefSeq and is a predicted model, not a curated record. Gene Ontology annotation, cellular component: cytoplasm. Gene Ontology annotation, molecular function: protein binding; ubiquitin protein ligase activity. Gene Ontology annotation, biological process: protein polyubiquitination; ubiquitin-dependent protein catabolic process. Bases 1 to 2529 code for a protein of 842 amino acids. NCBI's taxonomy places the organism in Eukaryota, Fungi, Basidiomycota, Tremellomycetes, Tremellales, Cryptococcaceae. The transcript is spliced from 12 exons.